AGUGUGCUUUGGACCCACAGCUGCUUAAAAUGCGCUAAUUAGCCAAACAGGAUUUGCUUUUGCUGUGUUUACGCUGGAAUAAUAAACUUUCUCAGCAAAUGUUUUCAAGGGGCCCUUUCUUAUGAGCCAAAGACGACAUGAUUCACUGUCUCAGAUGGACCGUUUUCCUGUGGAUCGUAAAUUCCAUUCCUUUUACUUCAGGAAUGACAGUGAAUGAGAGAAUAGAUCAUACAUGUCCACCCAUGAAGCUGGAAGAGAAGUGGCAUACCAAUGUGAACAUUCACAGAGAAUUCACAGGGUUUGAUUUAGCUGAGAAGUUUCUUCUCAGAAAAGGCACGGUGACGGACAACGGGCUGUUGUUGAGACUGGGGAGUAAACCAUUGUUUAAACCAACAGAAUCUGUGUUCCCAAAUGGACUUUCUCAUGAGUACUCCAUUAUUGCCACGUUACGGCUCAGAAAAACCACAAAGAAAGAUCGCUGGUUUAUUCUGCAGAUCUUUGAUAAAGGUGGAGAUACACAGGUGUCACUAAUAGUGGAUGGAGCUAAAAAAACAGUAGAGUUUUUGGCUCAGGGUUUUCUGAAAAACAGCCUCCUCUACGUGUUCAAGAACCGAGAUCUGCACGCCCUCUUCGAUCGACAGUUUCACAAGCUUGGUGUGUCUGUCGAGAGCAAUGCGGUCUCUAUCUACCUGGACUGCAAAUUAAUUGAGCGUCAGGUGACCGCUGAAAGGUCUGGCAUGAACGUGAGUGGACGCACAUUCAUCACCACUCGAGUGGAGGAUGGACGUCCAGUGGAUAUUGAACUUCAGGAGAUUCUGAUCUUCUGUGAUGCUAGAAUAGCCGACCUGGACAGAUGCUGCGAUUCUCCUGGAGUUAUGUGUGAACCUGUAGUGACCCACAACCCCACAGCGGCCCCACUGGUCACAGGAUACCUCCACAGAAUGCUGUCCAUGCCAGCCCAGCUGCCCACCGACCGAUGCCACUGUCCUGCUCUGAAGGGGGAUCAAGGGCUUCCGGGUUUGGCAGGACAUUCUGGACAAAAGGGAGAUAAAGGAGACAUGGGUUUGAAAGGAGAUCCUGGACCUCAAGGCCUACCUGGUCUCAAAGGUGAUAAAGGGGAACCAGGCCUGCCAGGUCCGGGAACACUCUCGGUUGAACAGCAAGCUCAAAAAGGGGACCAGGGUCCCUCAGGAAUUCCCGGAGAAAAGGGAGACGCUGGCCUGCCCGGUCAACCAGGAGCACCAGGGAAAGAGGGCAAAAGGGGUCGACGGGGGAAAACAGGAGAACAAGGGGCUCCAGGACCACCGGGUCCACCUGGAACAUGUGAUGCUGAAGCUGUUAAGGGGAUGAAGGGUGACCCAGGUGUUACAGGAAAGGAUGGACUGAAGGGCGAUAAAGGGGAUCCUGGUUUGCCUGGCCUGGAGGUAGCCAGUGGAAUAAAGGGGCAAAAGGGUGAGGAAGGCCCCAGAGGACCAUCAGGCCCUGUGAUGACAGCACAUGGACUUAGACUUUCUGGAACUGGGGAAGGAGGUCAGAAAGGAGAGAAAGGAGACCAGGGUGAAAAAGGUUCUGAGGGCUCAAAAGGUCUUCAGGGCAAUACUGGAUUGCCUGGACUGACAGGGGCACCAGGACUUGAGGGAAAGCAGGGUCCAACUGGUCCCAUUGGCCUUCGUGGUCUUCCAGGAGACCCAGGCUCUCCCGGUCAGCUAGGACUGCCUGGAAAAGAUGGAAUGAAAGGAGAAAAGGCUGAUGCAGGUGGAGCGCCGGGACCGAUAGGCCCCCCGGGCCUCAAGGGUGAACCUGGUCAUCCUUGCUCUGUCGGACUUUGCAAUGGGGAGGAGGUCGUGUCUGGCCUUCGGGGGUUGCGGGGCCCUAAGGGUGAGCGUGGUGUACCUGGAGUACCUGGAGAUGCUGGAGAGAAAGGAGAACUUGGCAUUGGAAUCACUGGACCCCCUGGUCUGAUGGGACCUAAAGGCGAACCAGGAAUUCAGGGUCCUCGUGGACCUCCAGGACCACUUGGAGUGCAAGGAAUUAUGGGACCUCCAGGCCCACAAGGCAGACCAGGACCCCCUGGACCCCCUGGAGAACCGACAGCACUACCUAUUGUUGGAGACAUGGGGACAUUACUGAAGGUACUGUUUCAUCCAGCUGUCUAUCCUCCUGUGCACUUAUUUUUACUGCAGUCUAGUGGAUGCUAA
Sinocyclocheilus anshuiensis is the source of this 2198-nucleotide messenger RNA. Its product is annotated as collagen alpha-1(XIX) chain-like. NCBI's taxonomy places the organism in Eukaryota, Metazoa, Chordata, Actinopteri, Cypriniformes, Cyprinidae. The coding region runs from base 138 to 2198 and encodes 686 amino acids. The record is from RefSeq and is a predicted model, not a curated record. The transcript has 32 exons.